CUUUCAUUUAAUAAGGACAGACCGCUAUAACGUUGCAGCUUUGUGAGAGCCUUUAUUUCGCACUUACUGACUGUAGUUUGGGGCCUUUCUUUCAAGAUGAUGUGCGAGGUGAUGCCAACUAUCAGUGAAGCGGAAGGCCCCCCAGGAGGAAGUGGGGACCAUGGGUCCGGCUCGCCUUCGCAGCCAGAAGCAGAUUCACAUUUCGAACAGUUGAUGGUCUCCAUGCUGGAAGAGAGGGACCGUCUUCUCGAUACACUGAGAGAGACUCAAGAAACGCUGGCGUUGACCCAGGGGAAGCUCCAGGAGGUUGGUCAUGAACGGGAUUCCUUGCAGAGGCAGCUCAACACUGCACUUCCACAGGAGUUCGCAGCACUUACUAAGGAGCUCAACGUGUGCAGGGAGCAGCUCCUCGAGAGGGAAGAAGAAAUUGCUGAGCUGAAGGCGGAAAGGAACAACACCAGGCUGCUGUUGGAACACUUAGAGUGCCUUGUCUCCAGGCACGAGCGGUCUCUGAGGAUGACGGUGGUGAAGAGGCAGGCGCAGUCCCCGGCGGGCGUGUCCAGCGAGGUGGAGGUGCUCAAGGCGCUCAAGUCCUUGUUCGAGCACCACAAGGCUCUGGACGAGAAGGUGAGAGAGCGCCUGCGCGUGGCGCUGGAACGCUGCAGCUUGUUGGAGGAAGAGUUGGGCGCCACACACAGAGAGCUAAUGAUUCUUAAAGAACAGAAUAAUCAGAAAAAAACACUGACAGAUGGGGUGCUUGACGUAAACCAUGAACAGGAAAACACGCCAAGCACGAACGGAAAGAGAUCUUCGGACGGCUCCUCCAGCCACGAGGAAGACCUGGCUAAAGUGAUGGAGCUGCAGGAAGUCAUCGACAGGCAGUCCCGCGAGCAGAGCCAGAUGAAGGAGCGGCUGGCGGCCCUCUCCUCCCACGUCGCGGAGCUGGAGGAGGGCCUGGACACCGCCAGGAAGGACCUCAUCAAGUCCGAGGAGAUGAACACCAAGCUGCAGCGAGAUGUUCGGGAAGCCGUGGCCCAGAAGCAGGACACGGAGGAGAGGAUCGCGACUCUGGAGAAGCGCUACCUGGCAGUGCAGCGCGAAGCCACCUCCCUGCACGACCUCAACAACAAGCUCGAGACUGAAGUCGCAAACAAAGACUCUCUGCACCAGCAGACCGAGGACAAGAACCGCCAGCUGCAGGAGCGCCUGGAGCUGGCGGAGCAGAAGCUGCAGCAGACCCUGCGGAAGGCGGAGACGCUCCCAGAGGUGGAGGCCGAGCUGGCCCAGCGGGUGGCUGCGCUCUCCAAGUCUGACCUUUUGUCUUCUGGAAGCUCUGCCGCUAAGGAAGCUAAACUGUGCGAACUCACUGCCCAGCUUAGGAAGGCUGAAGAGAGGCACGGCAACAUUGAGGAGCGACUGUGCCAGAUGGAGGCACGGCUGGAGGAGAAGAACCAGGAGCUGCAGCGGGCACGGCAGAGAGAAAAAAUGAAUGAAGAACAUAAUAAACGUUUAUCAGACACUGUUGACAAGCUUCUUUCAGAAUCGAAUGAGAGACUUCAGCUUCACCUUAAAGAGAGGAUGGCUGCUCUGGAAGAUAAGAAUGCUCUGUUACGAGAAAUUGAGGAUUUAAAAAAGCAGUUAGAAGAAGGUCAACAUGAGAAGGAGCAUCUGCAGCAAAGCGUCGCAACUUUGAAGGCUGACCUGGACCAGAUGAGGCUCAGAGCCACUUCCCUUCACCAUAGCCGACCCCACUUGGGCAGUGUCCCCGACUUCAGGUUCCCCGUGGAGGACGGUCCCACGGACUCCUACAGCAGCAGUGCGGUGCUGCGGCGCCCCCAGAAAGGCCGAGUGGCAGCGCUGCGGGACGAGCCCUCAAAGGUGCAGACUCUCAAUGAGCAGGACUGGGAGCGGGCCCAGCAGGCCAGUGUCCUGGCAAACGUGGCGCAAGCGUUCGAGAGCGACGCCGACCUGUCUGACGGCGAGGACGACAGGGACGCCCUCUUCAGCUCGUCUGCUCUGCUGUCGCCCGGUGGGCAGGCCGACGCCCAGACGCUGGCCAUGAUGCUCCAGGAGCAGCUGGACGCCAUCAACAAAGAGAUCAGGCUGAUACAGGAGGAGAAGGAGAGCGCCGAGCAGCGGGCCGAGGAGAUCGAGAGUCGCGUUGGCAGCGGGAGCCUGGACAACCUUGGUCGUUUUAGAUCAAUGAGCUCCAUUCCCCCGUAUCCUGCAUCCUCGCUCCCGGGCUCCUCCCCUCCAAACAGCGGUCGGUCCACCCCACGACGCGUCCCCCACAGUCCGGCUCGCGAAGUGGACAGACUAGGCAUCAUGACCCUGCCUAGUGACCUAAGGAAGCACCGUAGAAAGUUGCCAGCUUCCCGAGAAGAGGUACGAGACGACAAGACGACCAUCAAAUGUGAAACCUCCCCGCCGCCUUCCCCGAGGUCCCUGCGUGUGGACAGGACGCACAGAGGAGCCCUGCACACGGUCAGCCACGAGGACCUCAGGGACCUCAGGAACUCGACAGGCUCCCAGGAUGGGCCGGUGAGCAACCCCAGCAGCAGCAACAGUAGCCAGGACUCGCUCCACAAAGCCCCCAAGAAGAAGGGCAUCAAGUCCUCCAUCGGCCGCUUAUUUGGCAAGAAGGAGAAGAUGCGCCCAGGGCACAUCGGCAAGGAGGCGCCGGGACCAGCUGGCGCCUCAGAGGCAGAGAGCCCGUCCCCAGAGGCCCCGGGGCUCAGCAAGCUGGGAGGACAGGCCGAGAAGAAUCGCAGGCUUCAGAAGAAGCACGAGGUGCUCGAGGAAGCCCGGAGACAAGGCUUACCCUUUGCACAAUGGGACGGGCCAACCGUCGUCGUCUGGCUGGAGCUCUGGGUGGGGAUGCCGGCCUGGUACGUGGCCGCGUGCCGAGCCAAUGUGAAGAGCGGGGCCAUCAUGUCAGCCCUGUCGGACACGGAGAUCCAGCGGGAGAUCGGCAUCAGCAACCCUCUGCACCGGCUGAAGCUGCGGCUGGCCAUCCAGGAGAUCAUGUCCCUGACCAGCCCGUCGGCCCCGCCCACGUCCAGGACGAGCACGGGAAAUGUCUGGUUAACGCACGAAGAGAUGGAGACACUCACAGCCACGCCACAAACGGAGGAUGAGGAGGGCAGCUGGGCUCAGACGCUGGCCUACGGGGACAUGAACCACGAGUGGAUUGGCAACGAGUGGCUGCCCAGCCUGGGGCUGCCCCAGUACCGCAGCUACUUCAUGGAGUGCCUGGUGGACGCGCGCAUGCUGGACCACCUCACCAAGAAGGACCUGCGGGGGCAGCUGAAGAUGGUGGACAGCUUCCACCGAAACAGUUUCCAGUGCGGAAUUAUGUGCCUGCGAAGGUUAAAUUAUGACCGAAAAGAACUGGAAAGAAAAAGAGAAGAAAGCCAGAAUGAAGUGAAAGACGUGCUUGUCUGGAGCAAUGAUCGAGUGAUUCGCUGGAUCCUGUCCAUCGGCCUGAAGGAGUACGCAGACAACCUCCUGGAGAGCGGGGUGCACGGCGCGCUCAUGGCCUUGGACGAGACCUUCGACUUCAACGUGCUGGCCCUGCUCUUACAGAUCCCCACGCAGAACACCCAGGCCCGGUCCGUGUUGGAGAGAGAGUUUAACCACCUCUUAGUCAUGGGGACUGACCGACGCUUCAAUGAGGACGACGACAAGAGCUUCAGGAGGGCACCUUCCUGGAGAAAAAAGUUCAGACCCAAAGAUGUUCGCGGCCUUGCUGCCGGGUCGGCAGAGACUCUCCCCGCAAACUUCCGGGUCACCUCCUCCCUGUCCUCACCCUCAGUGCCGCCCAAGAAGAUGCAGCUGGACGGCAGCCUGCCGGGCUCGCAGAGGCUGGACUCCGCCACCGUCCGCACCUACUCCUGCUGAAGCCGUUUACCCACAUUACUUGUACAGGUGACGGCGGCGCCUGGACCCCGCGAGGACGGCGUUUCAGCAUCCGGUGGGCUCUGCAGCCUGUCGGAACUUGUUAUAUGGACCCUGAGAUAUUUUAUUACAGAGUUUUUAAUCAGCGAGAAGAUUUAUGAAUACCAUAAAGAGAAUAUUUUAGAAUUUAAUGUUUCUUAUAUUUAUGUGAACUUAUGCCUUCGUUUAUAUAGUUACUUUUUCAUGUAUGGCCCGGCUGAGUACCCUCCAAUCAGCUCCCGUGCUCCUUCUCCUGGUCUUCGAGGAAGGCACGUCACGCUCGCGUGCACAAGUCCCGCGGGCACGUGGGCUUCUGUAAAUUAUGCAUUAAUUGUAAUGAUCGUUUCAUUUCCAAUCACACACCACCCGCGGAGAGGAUCCCCUGUGCUGGGGAAGCCGCCCUCCCGAGCCUGGCCUGCCGCCGGGCCGGCGUCCGGAGCGAGCAGCCUGUUUCCAGCGUCGCUGCUGUGCUUCAGUGCCUGACCCCGCUGCACUGUUCUGCGAGAAGCGCUGUCCUGCAGCGUGAGCAUGUCCGGUGGGACGCCAGCUUCUCGUGAAGUUCGGACGGUGAGGAUGAGCAGGACACUAUGGACCGCGGCCCGCUCACCCCUUCAGAGCCCGCCUCUGCAGACGCAGAGCUCGCCUCGGGGACGGGCGGGAGCCGGAGCGGCGGACACUUCUCAGCUGGACAGGAAGAGACGGUGGGGGAGCUGUGGCCUCCGGCUCUCCCCCAGGGGUGGGAAGGCGCUGGCACCCCCACCCGUGAGGACCAAUCGGAGGCCACAGCUCGCUGCAGGGACCUCGCUGCACAGAGGACGUGCGGGCUCCCGAGGAGGAUGCCACACUACUAAUAAAGGCCUUAUUUUUCUUACCUGACCAUCUUUUCACAUUUGUCUGUAGACGUGUUUAAAGAAUGGACCCAGUCAUACGUUUGUAGAUUUUACGACACAGCCAUCUGGACGGUCGGCGCGGCCAGGGGCACGCCUCCCCUUUCCGUGGCGUGUGACACCGCAGCCAGCGGGACUGCGUGGGGUCACGUGCGGUAUUUAUUAUGCGGCCGCUGCGGGACAGACAGGCAGGCGGGGACAGCGUGUCUGCAUUUGCUUCUGCUCCCGCGUGGCUUGUGCGAUUCACCAUCACUGCUGUUUUCUAUCACUCUGUGAACUUCCUGGUAUGUGACAAAGGAUGUACAGUCCACUUUGGAGCUCUUUUUAUCACAGUGUUAUUUAUUGCUUUCUUUCAAUAAAGUG
This is a messenger RNA of Molossus molossus (Pallas's mastiff bat), 5186 nucleotides long. RefSeq names its product PTPRF interacting protein alpha 1 (gene PPFIA1). The record is from RefSeq and is a predicted model, not a curated record. Gene Ontology annotation, molecular function: protein binding. Gene Ontology annotation, biological process: synapse organization. NCBI's taxonomy places the organism in Eukaryota, Metazoa, Chordata, Mammalia, Chiroptera, Molossidae. The transcript is spliced from 31 exons. The coding region runs from base 97 to 3900 and encodes 1267 amino acids. Gene Ontology annotation, cellular component: presynaptic active zone.